AUGGGUUCCGUCGCUGAAGUUGUGGUUCCCGUGGGCAUUCUGUCCUGGCGGACUGUCGGCACUCUCUCUGCCGCAUGGAUUGUUUACCACUUGGUCCGCAUGCUCUACAAUGUCUCUCCCCUUCAUCCUCUGAGCAAGAUUCCCGGUCCCAAGCUGGCGGCUGCGUCCUAUCUGUACGAGUUUUGGUUCGACUUCGUGAAAAAGGGUCGCUACACUCGCGAGAUCAGACGGAUGCAUCAGGUCUAUGGCCCCAUCGUUCGCAUAAACCCUGGCGAGCUGCAUUGCAACGACCCCAACUUUGGCGACGACAUCUACGCCAUCAACGGGAGGAAACGCAACAGACACGCACACCAGCUGAAGAACCUGCCAGCCGACCAAGCCGCAUCGAUCGCCGGCACCGUCGACCACGACAUCCACCGCAGGCGCCGCGGCGCCAUGAACAAGUUCUUCUCACGCCUUCAGAUGUUCAAGUUCGAGUCCAAGGUGCACGCCCUGGCCCAGCGGCUCUGCGACAAGCUCCUCGCCGGCGUGAGCGGCCCCGACGACGUCGUCCUCCUGACGGAGGCGUACAGCUGCUUCACCUCGGACGUGGUGUCCGAGUACUGCUUCGGCGAGGCAUUCGGGUUCCUGGACCAGGACGGCUGGACGCCCAACUUCCGCGCUGCGGUCUACGGGCAGCUGAACCACAUGUACUUCUUCAAGUUCUUCCCCUGGCUCAAGGGCAUCUUGAUUGUGGGACAUUGGUUCAAGGACUUUCUUCCUCGGGACACGGCAUUGCUCAUCGACACCUUCAACACGGAUAUACCCAACCGAGUAGAAAAGGCCAGGGAACAAAAGCUCUCCGGAUCGGGCCAUGGCAGAGACACCAACGUCUUCGCCGAGCUCUUCGACUCGGACCUCCCGGACGAGGAAAAGACCACGAAGCGCCUCACGGCCGAAGGCGCCGUCGUCAUGAUCGCCGGCACCGAGACGACCAGCUUCACCCUCACGGUCAUCACCUUCUACCUCCUCACCAGGCCCGAGAUCCUGGAGCGGCUGACGCGGGAGCUGCGCACCGUCGUCACGGACCCGCAGCAUCUCCCCAGCUGGUCGACGCUGGAGGCUCUGCCGUAUUUCAGUGCCGUGGUUGCCGAGGGAUUGCGACUGGCUCCCGGCGUUUCCUCGAGAAUCGCAAGAGUUGCAACGGAGGAGGAUCUGGUGUACCGUGGCAAGUGGGCGCCGGAGGGGUCAGGGACCGAGGUAGAGUUGACUCACGUCAUUCCACGGGGCUGGGCGGUUGGGAUGAGUGCCAUGGUCAGUCACUUCAACGAGAGUCACUUCCCGGACUCGAAUGAGUUCAUUCCCGAGAGGUGGAUGGACCAGAAUGUUCAGCGGAAGAGGGAGCUGGAGAAGGCUUUCAUCCCCUUUUCCAAGGGGACUCGGAAGUGUCUCAGAAUGUCGUUGGCCUACGCUGAGUUGUACGUGGCUAUGGCGGCUGUCAUUCUCAGGGUAGUCCCUCGAAUGAAGCUAUACGACACAACCAAGCGAGAGAUUGAGUAUGAUCACGACUUGGGUGUGCCUGUUCCAGUGAGCACCAGGGGGGUCAGAGUCAAGAUCGUUUGA
This is a messenger RNA of Colletotrichum higginsianum IMI 349063, 1602 nucleotides long. RefSeq names its product Trichodiene oxygenase. Gene Ontology annotation, molecular function: iron ion binding; oxidoreductase activity, acting on paired donors, with incorporation or reduction of molecular oxygen; heme binding. The transcript is spliced from 6 exons. Bases 1 to 1602 code for a protein of 533 amino acids. The record is from RefSeq and is a predicted model, not a curated record. NCBI's taxonomy places the organism in Eukaryota, Fungi, Ascomycota, Sordariomycetes, Glomerellales, Glomerellaceae.